This is a messenger RNA of Prunus avium (sweet cherry), 3373 nucleotides long. NCBI's taxonomy places the organism in Eukaryota, Viridiplantae, Streptophyta, Magnoliopsida, Rosales, Rosaceae. The record is from RefSeq and is a predicted model, not a curated record.
CGGUGAAAAAAAAAAAAAUUUCGUCUGUUAUAAUUUAUAAAAGGCCGACGACAUGCCCGGUUCAACGCUCGCAGAAACAGUCGACGGCAUGGAUUUGACGGAGCUGAGAAAGGCGGUGAAGGAGGCGGAGCUCGUCGACGCCCACGCGCACAACAUCGUCGCCAUUGACUCUGCCUUACCCUUCAUCAGUGGCUUCUCUGAAGCCAACGGCGACGCCUUAUCCUACGCACCCCAUUCCCUCUCCUUCAAGAGAAAUUUGAAGGAUGUUGCCGAGCUCUAUGGGUGUGAGAAGACCUUGCAUGGAGUUGAAGAACAUCGCAGACUCGCCGGAUUGCAGUCGAUUAGCUCCACUUGCUUCAGAGCUGCAGGAAUCUCCGCCAUUCUCAUUGAUGAUGGGUUGAGGUUGGACAAAAAGCAUGAGAUAGAUUGGCAUAAGAAUUUUGCACCUGUUGUUGGGAGAAUUUUGAGAAUUGAACAUCUGGCUGAGGAGAUUCUUAAUGAAGAAUUGCCCGUUGGAUCUUCUUGGACAUUGGAUUUUUUCACCGAAAUAUUUGUUGGAAAGUUGAAGUCAGUUGGUGAUAAGAUUUUUGGCUUGAAAAGCAUAGCUGCAUACCGCAGCGGCCUGGAAAUUAAUACAAAUGUCACUAAAAAGGAUGCUGAGGAAGGUCUUGCUGAGGUUUUACAUGCUGCAAAGCCUGUUCGCAUUUCAAAUAAAAGUUUUAUCGACUAUGUCUUCACUCGUAGUUUGGAGGUUGGUCUACUUUUUGACUUGCCAAUGCAGAUACAUACAGGUUUUGGCGACAAAGAUUUGGAUAUGCGGCUGUCCAAUCCUCUUCAUCUUCGGGAUGUGCUCAAGGACAAGAGAUUUUCUAAAUGCCGUAUAGUUCUUUUACAUGCAUCCUACCCAUUUUCAAAAGAAGCAUCAUAUCUAGCCUCCAUUUAUCCCCAGGUGUACCUUGACUUUGGUUUGGCUGUACCUAAGCUCAGUGUCCAUGGGAUGAUAUCUUCAGUCAAAGAACUUUUGGAGCUAGCUCCAAUUAAGAAGGUGAUGUUCAGCACUGAUGGCUACGCAUUUCCUGAAACUUUUUAUUUAGGUGCAAAAAAAUCUCGUGAAGUUGUAUUUUCUGUCCUACGUGAUGCUUGUGCUGAUGGUGAUCUCUCAAUUCCUGAAGCUAUUGAGGCUGCUAAAGACAUCUUUUCACAAAAUGCAAUUCAGUUUUACAAGAUUAAUUCUUCUGUCAAAUCCUCUGGGUCAGAGAAUAGUGUAUCUCCCAACUUUGUGAAGGUGAACGGUAAUGACUCAGAAGAUGAUGUCUCAUUUGUUCGUGUUAUCUGGUCUGAUGCUUCCGGACAACAAAGAUGUCGUGUUGUUCCAAAAAAUAGAUUCAAUGAUGUUGUUACAAAAAAUGGCAUUGGUUUGACUUUUGCUUCUAUGGGAAUGACUUCAUUCACUGAUGGUCCUGCUGAUGAGACUAAUUUAACUGGAGUGGGUGAGAUCAGACUCAUGCCUGAUUUAUCGACUAAAUGGAGAAUCCCAUGGGAAAAACAAGAGGAAAUGGUUUUGGCUGACAUGCACCUAAAACCAGGUGAAGCAUGGGAAUACUGCCCAAGAGAGGCCUUACGCAGGGUUUCAAAAUUUUUGAAAGAUGAAUUUAACUUGGUAAUGAAUGCAGGCUUUGAAAAUGAGUUUUUUAUCUUGAAAGGUACACUAAGGGAUGGGAAGGAAGAAUUGGUGCCAUUUGACUCAACACCCUACUGCUCCACAUCAUCAUAUGAUGCUGCUUCCUAUUUAUUUCAUGAAGUUAUUCCUGCUCUCCAUUCCUUGAAUAUUACUGUUGAACAGUUACAUGCAGAAUCUGGAAAAGGACAAUUUGAGAUGGUGCUGGGGCACACUGCUUGUAUGCAUGCUGCUGACAACUUGAUUUAUACCCGUGAAGUUAUUAGGGCGAUUACAAGGAAGCAUGGGUUGUUGGCAACUUUUAUCCCAAAGUAUGCUCUAGAUGAGAUUGGCUCUGGAGCCCAUGUGCAUAUCAGUUUGUGGCAGAAUGGACAAAAUGUAUUUAUGGGAUCUGGUGGAUCCUCUCGGCAUGGAAUGUCCAAGGUUGGGGAGGAAUUCUUGGCAGGGGUUUUACAUCAUCUUCCAGCAAUUUUGGCAUUUACAGCACCAAUUCCAAAUAGUUAUGACCGGAUACAACCUAACACAUGGACUGGAGCAUACAAGUGCUGGGGAAAAGAAAACAGAGAAGCUCCACUAAGAACUGCAUGCCCACCUGGAAUUCAACAUGGUUUGGUGAGCAACUUUGAGAUCAAAUCAUUUGAUGGGUGUGCAAAUCCACACUUAGGCUUGGCUGCAAUACUUGCUGCUGGCAUUGAUGGUCUUAGGAAUCAUCUUUCUCUCCCUGAACCUGUUGAUACAAAUCCUUCUAGCCUUGACGCAGAACUACAAAGGUUGCCAAAAUCACUUUCUGAAUCUUUAGAAGCUCUAAAGGAAGACAAUGCCUUCACAGAUUUAAUUGGUGAAAAGCUAUUGGUCGCCAUAAAGGGGAUCCGCAAGGCAGAGAUCGAUUACUACUCAAAUCACAAAGAUGCAUACAAGCAACUCAUAUACCGCUACUGAGUUUAUUGUCUUCUCAUCAUCCCGUCUUCGGUCUGGCUCUGUUUGUGUACUUGCUUGAGUUGCCUUCCACGUUACGUAAAUAAAUUAAGAAUAAUGUAACCACAGGGAUGAAAACAAGUAACUUAAAUAAAAUUACUGCCUUUUUGUACCAUAAAAACUUAUAUGCAGCUUUUGAGCUUAGUGGUUCAUUGGCCGUAAUUGUACAAGAAGCUAAAUAAAAACAUUCACGUCAUGUUUGUUGAUUUUAUUUAUUUAUAGAAACUACUGUCUUCAAAUCUAAAUAAUUUUCCUUGUGAAAUAAUAGCAGCUGUGAAAUAACCGUCCAUGGCCAAUGUAGUCUAGUCCAUUGGAAAAGGGCAUUGACUUGCAAACUAGGGGUUUCAAGCAUCUUCACGCUGUGUCUUUGCUGGCGGGUAUCCGGUUGGCUGUGGAGUUGAAUCUCCAACGGGUUUGUUUCGAGUGCGGCUCCGCCAAGCUUGCUAUAGCUGUCUCGCAAGAUACCUCUGUUGCUUCUAGUGGGGGGGUUUUGAUUGAUGACUGUUGUGUGCUCCUCUCUCACUUCCAGUCAUCUUCCGUGGCCAAUGUGCCUAGGCUUUGUAACCGUGUCGCUAACAGGCUUGCCUUGUUUGCUUUUCAUUUGCACCAAGAUUGUUUUUGGUUUGGUGAGGCCCCUGAGCUUGUUCAGGAACUCCUCACCCAAGACUGUUGCCUCAGCUAAUCUUCAUUGCAAUGAAUCGGUUUAUUUCAAAAAAAAAA